AUGGAGGGUCUUUUCUACAACGUCGGCAGCGGCUACAUCGAGGGCAUUGUUCGCGGCUACCGCAACUCGCUGUUGACCAGCCAGAACUACGGCAAUUUGACACAAUGCGAGACUAUUGAUGACGUCAAGCUCCAACUCUCGCCCGCAUAUGGCGAUUUCCUUGCGGCUUUGCCCCCGAACCCGUCGACGUCGGCUCUCGCCAGCAAGACGACCGAGAAGCUGGUCGCCGAAUUCAGAUACAUCCAAGCGAACGCCACCGGGUCCCUUGCCAAGUUUAUGGAGUACCUGACGUACGGGUAUAUGAUCGACAAUGUCGCCCUGCUCAUUACGGGCACGCUGCACGAGCGCGACACCAGGGAGCUGCUGGAGCGGUGCCACCCGCUGGGGUGGUUUGAAACGAUGCCGGUGCUGUGUGUGGCGACGAACAUCGAGGAACUGUACAACUCUGUGCUGAUCGAGACGCCGCUGGCGCCGUACUUCAAGGGCUCACUCAGCCACCAGGACCUGGACGAGCUGAACAUCGAAAUCAUCCGGAACACGCUGUACAAGAACUACCUGGAGGACUUUUACAACUGGGUCAACUCGCACGCGGACAUUGCUGGUACGCCCACCGCUGAGGUCAUGACCGAGGUGCUGGAGUUCGAGGCCGAUCGCCGCGCCAUCAACAUCACACUCAACUCGUUCGGCACCGAGCUCUCCAAGGCGGACCGCAAGAAGCUGUACCCCAACUUCGGCCGCCUGUACCCCGAGGGCACGCUGAUGCUGUCGCGCGCCGACGACGUCGAGGGUGUGCGCAUCGCCGUCGAUGGCAUCUCGGAUUACAAGGCGUUCUUCGACCAGACGGGCAUGAGCGGUGGAUCGGGCGUGGGCAACAUGUCCGGCGGCUCGGGCGGCGAGGGCCGCUCGCUGGAAGACAUGUUUUACCAGAAGGAGAUGGAGAUUUCCAAGCUGGCCUUCACCAGGCAGUUCACGCAUUCGGUCGUGUACGCGUGGGUGAAGCUGAGGGAGCAGGAAAUCCGCAACAUCACGUGGAUAGCCGAGUGCAUUGCGCAGAACCAGAAGGAGAGGAUCGGAAACUACAUCAGUGUCUUCUGA
Messenger RNA from Aplosporella prunicola CBS 121167, 1095 nucleotides. RefSeq lists its product as uncharacterized. Gene Ontology annotation, biological process: proton transmembrane transport; vacuolar acidification; vacuolar transport. The transcript has 4 exons. The record is from RefSeq and is a predicted model, not a curated record. Gene Ontology annotation, molecular function: proton-transporting ATPase activity, rotational mechanism. Gene Ontology annotation, cellular component: vacuolar proton-transporting V-type ATPase complex; fungal-type vacuole membrane; proton-transporting V-type ATPase, V0 domain. NCBI's taxonomy places the organism in Eukaryota, Fungi, Ascomycota, Dothideomycetes, Botryosphaeriales, Aplosporellaceae. Bases 1 to 1095 code for a protein of 364 amino acids.